CACUGCGAGGUGAAGCUUUAAACUUCAGACUUGGAGGUGGGCUGCGUGCAGUAAACUAGAAUGCUCUCGCGCGCGGUCCUCAGCGCUGGAGUGAUCCGCAGCCGCACGGGCUCAGGCUGCAGCUGAUGGUGGCUUUAUGUGCACUGGACGCCGCGCUCUGGAGGCGGGGGAGGGUUUUCAGUCCAACUCACAGGCAAUGGAAUUGCAGCUACAGCAGCAGCGUAUAAAGGAUUGCUUUUUCUUCGUCUUCCUGGAGAUGCUCAGUCCUGGCAUAUUUUAAGGAAGAGAAAUAUAAAGGAAAUUUAGCUGCUUCCUUUUCUUUCCAUGAAGAGUGUUUGGACUGUUUCUUUUACUUCAUAAAAGAGAGUACCUGCUCUUGUGUAACACGACAGAAACAGAAAUUUCAAGAAAGCAGCAAGAAGCAAAAGCUGGAAAUAGCUAUUUCACAGCAGGUAAUCAUACCUCAGGAUGUAGUCAUUGUACAAAGUUUAUACUCGGAUAAUCCUGGCUGGGAAUAAAGGUAGGGAGUAACUGCCAGGAAAACCCAUUACUACACAGGCCUUAGCAUCAUGAAUGGCUUUCUUCAUGAGAAUCUGAAGUGACUAUCUCUGACCACAUUGCACAGAAGAGCCAAUAAGAAUUUCAAAAAGGGUAAUUUCCUGUAAGAGAAUUAAGACACAGAAGGAACCUUCAUACAGAAACUCUUAUCAGAAAGGAAAAAAAAAAAAAAAAAAAAAAAAAAAAAAAAGAAAAAGUCAUGUAUCCUACAUAGUAACGGGAAGCUGGAUUGUUUCUGGCCCCCAUUUUACUGAGCUUGCCCACCAUGCUGAACCACAGCUGGAAUGUUCAUUGACAACAGCGAGCCUGAUCUGGAGGUGUGUGCUGCAUAGGAUUACUUGAAUAAACAGUGAAGAACAUUUCCAAGGACUAAAGCAUUUUAAAGUCCCAGCCCCUCACCAAGAAAGUAAUAUAUGUGCAUUGGACUUUCACCCACGUAAAAUUUACUUACAUCGCUCAAUAAGUAACAGAAGCUACAUUGUGACAAGACCUCAACACUGCUGACCAUGAUCAGCCCAGCCUGGAGCCUCCUCCUCAUCGGGACUAAAAUUGGGCUGUUCUUCCAAGUGGCACCUCUAUCAGUUAUGGCUAAGUCCUGUCCACCUGAGUGUCGCUGUGAUGCGGGUUUCAUUUACUGUAAUGAUCGCUCUCUGACGUCCAUUCCGAUGGGAAUUCCGGAGGAUGCUACAACUCUCUACCUUCAGAACAACCAAAUAAACAAUAUUGGGAUUCCUUCAGAUUUGAAAAACUUACUGAAAGUAGAAAGAAUAUACCUAUACCGCAACAAUUUGGAUGAAUUUCCCACCAAUCUUCCAAAGUAUGUAAAAGAGUUACACUUGCAAGAAAAUAACAUAAGGACCAUCACUUACGAUUCGCUUUCAAAAAUUCCAUAUCUAGAAGAACUACAUUUAGAUGAUAACUCAGUCUCUGCUGUUAGCAUCGAGGAGGGGGCAUUUCGCGACAGCAACUAUCUCCGGCUGCUUUUUCUGUCCCGGAACCACCUUAGCACAAUUCCGUGGGGUUUGCCCCGGACUAUAGAAGAGUUACGCCUGGAUGAUAAUCGCAUAUCUACUAUUUCAUCACCAUCACUUCAAGGUCUCACUAGCCUGAAACGCCUGGUUUUAGAUGGAAAUUUGUUGAACAACCAUGGUUUAGGUGACAAAGUUUUCUUCAACUUAGUUAAUUUAACAGAACUCUCCCUGGUGCGGAAUUCUUUGACUGCUGCGCCAGUAAACCUUCCAGGCACAAACCUGAGGAAGCUUUACCUUCAAGACAACCACAUCAAUCGGGUACCACCAAAUGCUUUCUCUUACCUAAGGCAGCUGUAUCGACUAGAUAUGUCCAAUAAUAACCUAAGCAAUUUACCUCAGGGUAUCUUUGAUGAUUUGGACAACAUAACCCAACUGAUUCUUCGCAACAACCCCUGGUAUUGUGGGUGCAAGAUGAAAUGGGUACGGGACUGGUUACAGUCACUACCUGUGAAGGUCAAUGUGCGUGGGCUCAUGUGCCAAGCACCAGAAAAAGUUCGUGGGAUGGCUAUCAAGGACCUCAAUACAGAACUGUUUGAUUGUAAAGACAGUGGGAUUGUAAGCACCAUUCAGAUAACCACUGCAAUACCCAACACGGUGUAUCCUGCUCAAGGACAGUGGCCAGCUCCUGUGACCAAACAACCAGAUAUUAAAAACCCCAAGCUCAUUAAGGAUCAGCGAACUACAGGGAGUCCCUCAAGAAAAACCAUAUUAAUUACUGUGAAGUCUGUCACCUCUGACACAAUUCAUAUCUCCUGGAAACUUGUUCUACCUAUGACUGCCCUAAGACUCAGCUGGCUUAAACUGGGCCAUAGCCCAGCAUUUGGAUCUAUAACAGAAACAAUCGUAACAGGAGAACGUAGUGAAUACUUGGUCACAGCCCUAGAACCAGACUCACCCUAUCGAGUAUGCAUGGUUCCCAUGGAAACCAGCAAUCUUUACCUAUUUGAUGAAACUCCUGUUUGCAUUGAGACCGAAACUGCACCCCUUCGAAUGUACAACCCAACAACCACCCUCAAUCGAGAACAAGAGAAAGAACCUUACAAAAAUCCCAAUUUACCUUUGGCUGCCAUCAUUGGUGGGGCUGUGGCCCUGGUGACCAUCGCCCUUCUUGCUUUAGUGUGUUGGUAUGUGCAUAGGAAUGGAUCUCUCUUCUCAAGGAACUGUGCAUAUAGCAAAGGAAGGAGAAGAAAGGAUGACUAUGCAGAAGCUGGCACUAAGAAGGACAACUCUAUCCUGGAAAUCAGGGAAACUUCUUUUCAAAUGCUACCAAUAAGCAAUGAACCCAUCUCCAAGGAGGAAUUUGUAAUACACACCAUAUUUCCUCCUAAUGGAAUGAAUUUGUACAAAAACAAUCACAGUGAGAGCAGUAGUAACCGAAGCUACAGAGACAGUGGGAUUCCAGACUCAGACCACUCACACUCAUGAUGCUGGAGGACCAUACCAGACUGCACUUCAGGUUUUCCAAACCUAAGAGAGGUGAUGGUAGAAACCCUGUUCUACUGCAAAACACUGGAAAAAGACUGAGAAAAGCAAUGUACUGUACAUUUGCCAUAUAAUUUAUAUUUAAGAACUUUUUAUUAAAAGUUUCAAAUUUCAGGUGACUGCUGCGAUUGAUGUAGUGGAGAUGCCUGAACACAAUUCUAUAUUUUAGUAUUUUUUAGUAAUUUGUACUGUAUUUUCCUUGCAAAUAUUGAAGUUAUAAACCAUUUACUUUGUGUUCUACUGAGUAAGAUGACUUGUUGACUGUGAAAGUGAAUUUUCUUGCUGUGUUGAACAAUCAGGACUGCGUUCACGUGAGAUCCUUGUAGUAUAAGCACAGGCCAUUUUUCACUUUGGUAUUAAUACAAUGUAAAAAAGAAACCUGGCUGAAUGAGAAAAUAAAUUUCAAAGAAUAGUUACAGAA
Molecule: messenger RNA, 3492 nt
Organism: Nannospalax galili (Upper Galilee mountains blind mole rat)
Lineage: Eukaryota; Metazoa; Chordata; Mammalia; Rodentia; Spalacidae
Gene: Flrt3
Product: fibronectin leucine rich transmembrane protein 3
Exons: 3
Coding region: 1065-3014 (649 amino acids)
Molecular function (GO): protein binding
Source: RefSeq, a predicted model, not a curated record